Molecule: messenger RNA, 2643 nt
Organism: Colletotrichum tamarilloi
Lineage: Eukaryota; Fungi; Ascomycota; Sordariomycetes; Glomerellales; Glomerellaceae
Product: sugar transporter
Exons: 6
Coding region: 1-2643 (880 amino acids)
Biological process (GO): transmembrane transport
Cellular component (GO): membrane
Molecular function (GO): transmembrane transporter activity
Source: RefSeq, a predicted model, not a curated record
AUGGGUAAACCUGUCGAGGACCUGGCCGUGAUCCCCGGCGAUGACCUCCCUUGGUGGAAGCACGCCCACUUGCGGAAGCUCAAUUUCAUCACCUUGUCUAUGGUGUUGUUCUCUUCUGCCAACGGUUACGAUGGAUCCAUCAUGGGCGGUCUCCUCGCCCUUCCUCGAUGGAACGCCUUUACGCACAACCCCUCCGGCGCAUACCUUGGUUGGAUUACAGGUAUCUACUGGCUCGGGAACGGUAUAGCUUUCCCCAUCGCCGCCAUGUGCUCCAACCGUUGGGGUCGCAAGCCUGGCAUCUAUGUCGGAUACUUGUUCCUGGUUCUCGGUGUCGUCAUGCAAACGGCAGCCCAAAACGAAGCAACCUUCACCUACUCCCGUCUCUUCAUCGGUAUCGCCGCCUCGUGGCUCGGAAACUCGGCUCCUCUCUUGAUCAACGAGAUCGCCCACCCGAAGCAACGAUCCAUCGCCAAUGCCCUAUUCAUGGUCGGCUGGUACUUUGGCGGUACGCUCUGCGGUUGGGUCACUUUUGCCUGCCGUGACAUUGCCUCGGACUGGUGCUGGCGUAUUCCCGUCGUUCUUCAGAUUGUCCUUCCCUUCGUUGCCUUGCCCGGCUUCCUCUUGUCGCCUGAGAGUCCUCGUUGGCUGAUUAGUGUUGGACGCGUCGAGGAGGCCACCGAGAUUCUGGCUACUCACCAUGCAGGUGGUAACAGAAACGAUCCCUUGGUAACCUACCAGGUUGUUGAGAUCCAGGCCACCAUUACCGCAGAAAAGGAGGCUUCUUCCAGCGCUUCGUAUAUGGAUAUGAUCAAGACACCAGGAAACCGUCAUCGCCUCUUUAUCUCUGUUACUCUCGGUAUCUACGCCCAAUGGGCUGGUAAUGGCGUGGUGUCAUACUAUCUCCUCAUCCUGAACUCGAUUGGAGUCACAUCAGUCACGAACCAGACCUUGAUUUCGGCUUGCCUGAACGUCUGGAACCUGCUGUGGGCAAUCGCUGCCGCCACCAGCGUCGACAAGCUGGGUCGCCGUUUCCUGUUCUUGACUUCUGCCAGCGUCAUGUUGGUGAGCUUCAUCAUCAUUACUGGCCUCAGUGGUUCUUUCGCCACGACCCAGUCAUCGGCCAUCGGAUCCUCGGUCAUCCCAUUCUUGUUCAUCUUCUUUGCUGGAUACGACAUCGCCAUGACCCCCUUCCUCACGGCCUACCCUUGCGAGAUUUGGCAGUUCAGCCUUCGAUCCCGAGGUCUCACCGUCACCUGGUGCUCAACCGUCAUCGCUAUCUUCAUCAACACCUUUGUGAACCCCAUUGCACUGGAGGCUAUUCACUGGAAGUACUACAUUGUAUUCAUCGUGAUGCUUGCUCUUCUUUGGAUCACCGUCUUCUUCGCCUACCCCGAGACUCGCGGACACACCCUGGAGCAAAUGGCUGUCAUCUUUGACGGUGAUGAUGCUGCGGUUCCUCCUGCGGCUGCUGUGAGCGAGAAGACUGAGGCUUUGGUUACUCAUGGAGAUGAUGAGGAUAAGAGACAGUACCAGAGCGAUGCUGAACACAGAGUAGCAGAUUCACCACGCAGCAUGUCAAUCCGGCUCAUCGAAACGGAGACUCUCCAGUUGAGGCUCUUUACCGCCAAUUUAGCACCAGCUUAUGCUAUUCUCUCGCAUACAUGGGUCGACAAUGAGGAGGUCUGCUUCCAGGAAUUCACGCAAAUUAGUGAAACACCAGAUCACAAGGCAUCGCGAAAGUCUGGCUAUAAGAAGAUCGUGGCAACAUGCCUCGAAGCCAAGGCCAACGGCAUAUCGUACGCAUGGAUCGACACCUGCUGCAUCGACAAGACGAGUAGCGCCGAGCUCGGCGAGGCGAUUAACUCCAUGUUCGGCUGGUAUCGUGAUGCCAAGGUAUGCUACGCCUUUCUCUCAGACUGGCCAGCCGCCGGUGAUAGGGGGGAGUCUACCGACGAUGCUUUGAAGGACUGCAGAUGGUUCACCCGCGGCUGGUGUCUCCAGGAACUCAUUGCGCCCAAGGUCCUCCGAUUCUACGACGAGAAGUGGAACUUCCGAGGACACAGGUCAGACUUCAGGGGCGCCAUCUCUAGAAUCACGCGGGUGGAUGCGGACGUGCUAGGGGACUGCACACUACUUGAUUCGAAGCCGGUGGCGCGCAGGAUGUCAUGGGCAUCGAGACGGACUACAACGAUGGUUGAGGAUAUUGCCUACUGUCUCAUUGGAAUCUUCGACGUCAACAUGCCGAUGCUAUAUGGCGAGGGCGACAGGGCAUUCCUUCGCCUGCAGGAGGAGAUCAUCCGGCGUUCAAACGACAUUUCCAUAUUCUGCCACGCGCCGCUGCGCCCUGAAUCAACGACAAAAUUUGAUGGGGAAGAAAAGAUGCCGCAAGAUCUUUCAGACCUUUAUUUCUGCGGCAUGCUCGCCAAGUCUCCAGAAGCAUUUUCUGAAUCCAACAGUAUCUCGCGUAUUAGAGGGACGUUGCUGGACGGACGAGAGUUUUCCAUGACCAAUCGCGGGAUCCGAUUCGGCCGGCGACGGUUUUUCGAGGUUCCGGAGAUUAACUGCCUGGGAAUGAAGCUUGACUACGCUGCUUCGCCAAAUUGCAAGAACCCAGAGAUAUUCAAUAACGAGCCUGCGGCUUAG